This is a messenger RNA of Peromyscus leucopus (white-footed mouse), 1373 nucleotides long. RefSeq names its product collectrin, amino acid transport regulator (gene Cltrn). The record is from RefSeq and is a predicted model, not a curated record. NCBI's taxonomy places the organism in Eukaryota, Metazoa, Chordata, Mammalia, Rodentia, Cricetidae. The transcript has 6 exons. The coding region runs from base 155 to 820 and encodes 221 amino acids.
CCAACUGAUGAAUGUUAAUUAUUAAACCUUUUAGAUGGUGGCUCGCUGAGUUCUCUGAUACCCUAAUCCGGGUCACAGAAUAGUUAAAGCAGCUUUAAGUGGAGAGUGGAUUUUUUUCCCCCUCAGUUUGUCUUCUGUUUUCGACUUUGAAAGAAUGCUGUGGCCACUCUUUUUCCUGGUGACCGCUAUUCAUGCUGAACUUUGUCAUCCAGAUGCAGAAAAUGCCUUUAAAGUAAGACUUAGCAUCAGAAGCGCUCUUGGAGAUAAAGCAUAUGUCUGGGACACGGAUGAAGAAUAUCUCUUCAGAGCAAUGGUGGCAUUCUCCAUGAGAAAAGUUCCCAACAGAGAAACAACCGAAAUUUCCCAUGUCCUGCUUUGCAACGUAACCCAGAGGGUAUCAUUCUGGUUUGUUGUCACAGACCCUUCCAAAAAUCGUACUCUUCCUGCAGCUGAAGUACAGUCGGCCAUAAGAAUGAAUAGGAACCGGAUCAAUAGCGCCUUCUUUUUGGAUGAUCAUACUCUGGAAUUUUUAAAAAUCCCCUCCACUCUUGCACCCCCCACGGACCCGUCGGUGCCCGUCUGGAUUAUUGUAUUUGGUGUGAUAUUCUGCAUUGUCAUAGUGGCAAUUGCACUCCUGGUUCUCUCGGGAAUACGGCGACAAAGGAAAAACAAAGGACCGCCUGGAGUGGAUGAUGCAGAAGACAAGUGUGAAAACAUAAUCACAAUUGAAAACGGCAUCCCCUGUGAUCCCUUGGACACAAAGGAAGGGCACAUUAAUGAUGGCUUCUCGACAGAGGAUGAGCGCCUCACACCUCUCUGAGAGUAAUAGUUGCUUGGCACACUUAUUUGGUUUCACCACCUUUUUUUUUUAAGAAAUUUUCAAUAUGCUUGAAUAUGGUAGACAGCGAAUUAUACCCACAAAGACCACUGAUAUCAUAACAUGUUGAGUUCUCAAAACAUUCUAGAACUUUUCCCUGAUAACCGAGUGUGAAAGUGUAGUCAUAUGUGUUUGCAGUUAGAGAUUUGAGCAUUUCUAAAAAUAAAGUCAGGGCUAUAAAUACAUUUCACAGUUUGAAGACCUAAGAAAAAAUCAUUUUUUCCUGUGGAGAAUAGCUCUAAUAUAAUAACAGCAUAGAAAUAAUUGAAAAUGGGUCUUUUGGAAUAUUGUUUAUAUUACUCUGCAUAUGAUGAAGUAAGAGAAAGUAAACAUGGAAUGGAUAAAAAUUGAAUUUAUUCUGUUCUCCCACCAACAGCUGCUUGUAUAUUUUCUGCAUAUCAGUUUUUAGUAGGGCAAGCAGAUCUAUUUGUUGUUGACUAUUUGCAAUUUGUACAAGUCCUAUCUAUGCUAAUUUAAUAAAGCACUGAGCAUCUCA